Molecule: messenger RNA, 1224 nt
Organism: Metarhizium album ARSEF 1941
Lineage: Eukaryota; Fungi; Ascomycota; Sordariomycetes; Hypocreales; Clavicipitaceae
Product: Gelsolin
Exons: 1
Coding region: 1-1224 (407 amino acids)
Molecular function (GO): actin filament binding
Source: RefSeq, a predicted model, not a curated record
AUGGCUCCCAACCAAGGCCUGGUCCACCCCCGGGAAUACGACGUCAAGGACAGCAACGUGGAGCUCAUAGGAUCCGACAUUGACCACCGUGUCAAGUACAACUCGGCUGCCACGGAGCCCGCGUGGAACGACGGCGCAGUGGGCGCCAAAGCAGGCCUGCGCGUAUGGCGCAUCGAGCAGUUCCGGGUCGUGCCCUGGCCCGAGGACCAGUACGGGCAAUUCUACGACGGCGACAGCUUCAUCGUGCUGCACUCGUACCGGGCCGGCAGGGAGUCGGACAAGCUCGGCCACGACAUCUUCUUCUGGCUGGGAAGCCGGACGACGCAGGACGAAGCCGGCGCCGCGGCGUACAAGACGGUCGAGCUGGACGAGUUCCUGCACGGGGCCGCGACGCAGCAUCGCGAGCUCCAGAGCGCGCCGUCCGACGAGUUCCUCGCGCUGUUCCCGCGCAUGUCCAUCCGGUCGGGCGGCGUCCGCACCGGCUUCCGCCAUGUCCAAGAGGACGCCCCCAAGGCGCCGACGCGCACGCUGCUGCGUGUCUUCAAGAGCCCGUCUGCGUCUGCGUCUGCGUCUGCCGCCAACGGCCUCGUCGUCCACGAGGUCGAGCCCGCAGUCGCCAGCCUCGACGACGGCGACGUCUUCAUCCUCGACACCGGCCACAAGAUCUGGGUCUGGCAAGGCAAGGCCUGCAGCCCCAUGGAAAGGGCCAAGGCCGCCCAGGUCGUCCACGACAUGACGCUCGCCAAGCACGUCGACGUCGAGGUCAUUGCGCAGGACGAGUCCCGAUCGCGCCGCAUCACCGAGCUGCUCGAUGGCGGAGACGACUCACCCCGGGACGGCUUCAGGCAACGCCGCCCGAUGGCCGCGGCUGCGUCGAGACGCUCCGCCGGUGACGCUGUCCAGCGCCCGAGGAAGCUGUUCCGUCUCAGCGAUGCCUCUGGUCAUUUGACGUUUGAUCUUGUCAAGGACGGCGGUCGCAUUUCACAAGCCGACCUCGACGGCAACGACGUCUUCUUGCUCGACGACGGCAGCAGGGGCGUUUGGAUCUGGGAGGGCGUCGGUGCUAGUCGACAAGAAAAGGCCAGCUGGCUGUCUGUUGCACAGGCUUACAUUCGGCGUCUUCAGAGCGGUAGUCCUGAUGGUGAGCAUCACCUGGUGCCUUUGGCAAAGGUUCGCCAGGGGAACGAGAGCAGGGCUUUCCUCGGGGCUAUAGCGGCAUGUUAG